Molecule: messenger RNA, 910 nt
Organism: Argentina anserina (silverweed cinquefoil)
Lineage: Eukaryota; Viridiplantae; Streptophyta; Magnoliopsida; Rosales; Rosaceae
Product: protein CURLY FLAG LEAF 1-like
Exons: 2
Coding region: 283-846 (187 amino acids)
Molecular function (GO): protein binding
Source: RefSeq, a predicted model, not a curated record
UGAGGUGGUGUGUCUAUGUUGGUAUCUUAAAUGCUUUGAUGGAGCUACAGAGUUAGAUUUUGAGGCAUUAAAGUGAUAUCUACUUGCCACCUUAAAUGCUUUGGCCUGACCUCCUUUCUUUAAUGCAUGGCUUCUAUCUGAUCGAUGAACCCAAUUCUAACAACAGCAGUAGUGCUAGCUCUUCAAUUUCUUUGGAACUCUUGAAUAAUCCAUUUGGUUUUUCUGUAUUAAGUUCGGGAUAAAUUUUUCUCUCGUUCGGUCUUCUUUUGUUCUGGAGGGACGAUGGAACUUACAGAGCUUUGUUUAGCUCUGAAGGUAUCUGCAGAAAGCAAGAACAUGAAUAGUAGCAGGAAGAAGAGGAAGCUUUCUGAAGAUGAUUACCUCCUGAUGAAAAUUAAUGAAACAUCAGCAGUACGUACAACUACGAGUCACGUCGAUCUCCAGCUUGAAGACCCUUUGCCAUUGGAUUGGGAGCAGUGCCUUGAUCUUAAGUCUGGAAAAGUGUACUAUUUGAACAGAGAGACUUCAAAGAAGAGUUGGAAGCGGCCUUUAAGGGAGGAGCUGCAGGACGAGGCACAUCUGGAUCUUGAGCUACACAUCUCGAGCACUUUUUCAGCUGAUAAGUGGUGUUCAGAGCAGAGAUGCCGCAGAACCGCUGAAGAGGUGGUGACCGGUAGCAGCAGUAAUAGUAUGAUGCUGGCUUUGGCUUGUCUGAAUUGCCAUCUGCUUGUGAUACUCUCCAAGACUUUUCCUCGUUGCCCCAACUGCAAAUAUGUCCACUCCUUUCCUCUUCCAAGUGUCAACCAAAAUCUCAAUCGAGUCCUUCAACAUGAUCGAUCGAGCUAGAACUAUCUAUCUCAGAUUAAGGAAUAGUUGUAAUGAUCUAUGUUAAUUAAUUUGAGUUCUUGUG